AUGACGGACUCGGGACUUCCUCCGGACCCCACUGCCACAACUACCAUCCCCAUCCCGGCAGGAGGAGGAGCGGUGCAGACGGCGACGGUCAACGGCCAGUGCGAACCAGCGGCGGAUUCACUCACCCAGACGCCCCAGCAACAGCAGCCCGCCCAAGAACACCCUCCUCCGGGCACAGAAACUCAGCAAGAGGGCUUCAACAUGGACCAGGAGAUGAAAAUCACAGACAGUAUUGAAGACAGCGCUGUCUCGAUCAUGCGACACAGCGCUUCUGCUUUUGGAUUUGCUUUUGAUGCCAUUCUGGACGUGCUUUCCUCUGUCAUCGUUUUGUGGCGAUACAGUAACGCAGCUGCAGUCCACUCGGCCCACAGGGAAUACAUAGCGUGCUGUGUCCUCGGUGUGGUCUUCAUCCUCUCCUCCCUGUGCAUUAUGGGUAAGGCCAUCCACGACCUGGCCACCAAACUGCUGCCUGAAGUGGACGACUUCCUCUUCAGCGUGUCCAUCGUCAGUGGGCUCCUCUGCUCAUUCUUGGCCGUCAUCAAGUUCAUGCUCGGAAAAGUCCUGACGAGCAGAGCCCUGAUCACUGAUGGGUUUAACUCCAUGGUGGGAGGCAUCAUGGGCUUCUCCAUCCUGAUCAGCGCCGAGGUCUUCAAACAUGAGCCCAAAGUGUGGUACCUGGACGGGACAAUAGGGGUCAUCAUCGGGCUCGUCAUUCUGGCCUAUGGAGUCAAGCUUUUGAAGGAUAUGGUCCCACGCGUCCGGCAAACGAGGAACUACGAGCGCUUCGAGUGACCGACCCGCGCUACGAAGCAGAACGGGAGUAUCUGAGAUGGCCGCCAAUGGAAAAAAAGAGGGACAUUUUCAGCUUGUGGUCCCUGUUGUUAUUCUUCCAAAGACAAUGCCAGUAAGGCGUAGCGAAGCCAGUGUCUCCUAUUUAAACGAAUGGACUGAGGACUCUUGGUUUUACAAUAGUGUAUAUAAAUAUUUAUCUGAAUUAUUUAAGUCUAGAAUUGAAAGUUUACUGUGAAGUUUCAUGGGCACCCCGAGAAAGCGUAGUAGAAAUCGAGCACAUUUUGUAUUUUCGGAUGUACAAUUUCGUCACAAAUAGGACAAUGUUAUGCUAUGAUGUGUUACAAAUCAAGUAGCGUAUGUAGCAAGAUUAGCGUGCUAGCGUUUUCCCUGUUUUUGACCAGAUUUCGGUAGGUUUUACGGUAAAUUUGGACACGCCUAUUCCGCCUAAGAAUCAUGGGUAAUGUUUAGAGUAGACCGUUAUAGUUAGUGCUGUACAAACCUGGAAAAUAACUCGAAAUAAGAUGCCAAAAAUCGUUGAAAAUGGCCAAAAAAACGACACAAAUCAGGCAGGCCCCAAUACUGCUGCAUCUACAAGCAUAAAAAAAAACAUUGACUAGUAUGAAUGAUUCACUUUGAGUAAUAAAUAAUAGGAAAUACAGUUGUUCUUACACGCUAGCGCCACCUGCUGUCUAGAAAUAAAAUGCCAAAAAUUGCCAAAAAAUGCUGAAAAAUCAGGCAAGUCCCAAUAUUGCUGCAUCUAUAAGCAUAAAAAAAAACAUUGGUUGGUGUGAAUGAUUCACGUUGAAUAAUAAAUAAUAGAAAAUGUAAUUGUACUUACGCACUAGCGCCAUCUGCUGUCUAGAAAUAAGAUAUCACAAAUCGUCCAAAAAAUGCUGCACAAACCUGGAAAAUAACGGGAAAUAAGAUGCCAAAAUUCGCUGAAAAUUGUCAAAAAACGCCACAAAUCAGGCAGGCCCCAUCGGUUCCACUUUGAAUAAUAAACAAUAGGAAAUGUAACUGCACUUACACGCUAGCGCCAUCUGCUGCCUAGAAAUGUAAUGCCCAAAACUGUCAAAAGAUGCCCAAGUUCCAAUAUUGCUGCACUUAGAAGCACAAAAACACUGGUUGGUGUGAAUGAUCCACUUUGAAUAAUAGGAAAUAUAAUUAUACUUACACGCUAGCGCCAUCUACUGUUCUGAAAUACAAUGCCAAAAAUCAUCAAAAAUGUACAGAAAUCAGGCAAAUCCUAAUAUUGCUGCACCCACAAGCAUAAAAAAAUCACUGGUUGGUGUGAAAAAUCCACUUUAAAUAGUGAACAGUGGGAAAUGUUGUAUUUACACAGUAGCGCCAUCUGCUGUCCAGAAAUGAUAUGCCAAAAGUCAUCAAAAAAUGCUGCAAAAUAAGCAAGUCCCAAUAUUGCUGCAACUAUAAGCAUAUAAAGACACUGGUUGGUGUGAAUGAUCUACUUUGACCAAUCGGAAAUACAAUUAUAUAAACACACUAGCGCCAUCUGCUGUCCUGAAAUAAGACGCGAAAAAUCGUCAAAACAAAAAUCGUCAAAAAUGUACAGAAAUCAGGCAAGUCCCUAUAUUGCUGCACCUACAAACAUAAAAAAAAUGGCUGGUAUGAAAAAUCUUUGAAAAUCGUCUGAAAAACACUAUAAAUAGUAAAACAGCAGGAAAUAUAAUUGUAUUUACACACUAGCACCAUCUGCUGUUCCAAAACAAGACGCCAAAAAUCUUCAAAAAUGUACGGAAAUCAGGCAAGUCCUAAUAUUGCUGCAGUUAGAAGCACAAAAACACUGGUUAGAAUGAAUGAUCCACCUUAAAUAAUAAAUAAUAGGAAAUACAGUUAUAUUUACACGCUAGCGCGAUCUGCUGUCCUGAAAUAAAACCCCAAAAAUCGUCAAAAAAAAUGCCGUAAAUCAGACAAGUCCUAAUAUUGCUGCACUUAGAAGCACAAAAACACUGGUUAGUGUGAAUGAUCCACGUUGAUCAACAGAAAAUACAAUUAUAGUAGCACACUAGCGCCAUCUGCUGUCCCGAAAUAAAAAUCGUCAAACCAAAAAUCGUCAAAAAUUCACGGAAAUCAGGCAAGUCCUAAUAUUGCUGCACCUACAAACAUAAAAACACCAGUUGGUAUGAAAAAUCUUAGAAAAUCAUAUGAAAAUCCACUUUAAAUAGAGAACAGCAGGAAAUAUAAUUGUAUUUACAGACUAGCGCCAUCUGCUGUCCCGAAAUAAAAUGCCAAAAAUCGUCAAAAAAUACCGUAAAUCAAACAAGUCCUAAUAUUGCUGCACCUACAAGCAUAAAAAAAAAAAAAAAACGUGGUUGGUAUGAAUGAUCCACUUUGAAUAGUAAAUAACAGUAAACGCCGUUGUACUUACACGCUAGCGCCAUCUGCUGUCCGUAUGAGGGAACUGUUUACAUAUGUGUGAAUAGAGUUUGGAGAGUCAAUAUAUAUUUCGAUAUUGUACUGUGAACGAUUCGACUCCAGCUGUAUUUUUGCAGUGAUGAUGAUGAUAAUAAUAAUAAUAAUAAUAAUAUGUAUUUGCGAGUACAAUAUUUGGUGGGGUCUAGUGUAAACUGAUACUUGUGACAAUAAUUUCAGAUAUGAGUGAGACCAAACCAACUUACAACUGACAAAAGCACAUUUCACACGGGUAGUUUAGUUUUCAACAAGGAAGGAAAAGCACACGGUACAGGCUGGUGGUUUAGUCUUGGGUUAGAUCUGGUUUAGAUCUGGUUUAGACCUGGAUUGGUCCUGGUUUAGUCCUGGUUUAGAGCUGGUUUAGAUUUUGUUUAGACCUGGAUUAGACCUGGCUUGGUCCUGGUUUAGUCCUGGUUUAGAGCUGGUUUAGAUCUGGUUUAGACCUGGCUUGGUCCUGGUUUAGUCCUGGUUUAGAGCUGGU
Messenger RNA from Boleophthalmus pectinirostris (great blue-spotted mudskipper), 3703 nucleotides. Its product is annotated as transmembrane protein 163-like. Gene Ontology annotation, cellular component: synaptic vesicle membrane. Gene Ontology annotation, molecular function: zinc ion binding. The record is from RefSeq and is a predicted model, not a curated record. Lineage: Eukaryota; Metazoa; Chordata; Actinopteri; Gobiiformes; Gobiidae.